Molecule: messenger RNA, 1353 nt
Organism: Syngnathus typhle (broad-nosed pipefish)
Lineage: Eukaryota; Metazoa; Chordata; Actinopteri; Syngnathiformes; Syngnathidae
Product: granzyme B-like
Exons: 5
Coding region: 292-1053 (253 amino acids)
Biological process (GO): proteolysis
Molecular function (GO): serine-type endopeptidase activity
Source: RefSeq, a predicted model, not a curated record
UAUUAAAAAAUAAAAGCAUUUGAGUGUACAGUAUGUUGUUCAAACCAUUUGGAUAAAAAUAUAUUACAAAUGAAAUACAGUAACAUUAGCAUAAUGAAAAUGUGGUGAUUUCAAUAUUUGAAACAAUUCGUGGACCAUAAGUUGUACAGUAGUGAUGAAGGGGAAAAAAAUGUCACCUCAUCCUCUAGCAACACUUCCGAUUAAUUUCCUGUCUAGAGGGGGAGGCUUGAUGACUAAGUGGGGUCGAAAUGAAUUAUUGUCAGUCAGUGUUCCACCUGCACAUCAAUCGCGAUGUAUGCUUACCACGCCGUAUUUGUUCUCCAGCUCUUCUUCUGCUUUACAGAGGCAACAGGCAGCAGCAUCGUGGGCGGAAAGGUGUCCGAGCCUCAUUCGAAAGCUUACAUGGCAUCGCUGCAGGUCAACAGAUCUCACCGUUGUGGUGGGAUACUCAUCAGAAAAGACUUUGUUCUGACUGCGGCCCAUUGCAAAUCUGAGAAAAUGACCGUCAUACUCGGAGCACACAACAUAAGCAAGCGUGAGAAAAGCCAACAACGGAUCAAGGUGGCCAAAUUCCAUCCUCAUCCACAAUACAAAGAUGAAGAGUUCAGCAAUGACAUUAUGCUACUUAAGUUGCAACAUAAUGCCCAACUGAACAAGUACGUCAAAGUAUUAGAACUGCCCAAGAAGAAGGAGAAUUUGCCGGCCAAAACAAAAUGUACUGUUGCUGGCUGGGGACAAACUGUAAACGGAAGUCAUAUGUCAGAUGUACUGAAGGAGACCACCGAGAAGAUAGAAUCCAACUCUAGGUGCAAACAUAUUUGGAAGGACUACUUUCAGACGGAAGUCAUGAUCUGCACCAAGCAUGGUCAGAAGGGCGGCUUUUGUUGGGGGGAUUCUGGAGGACCCCUAAUCUGCAAGAAAAAGCUUGAAGGAAUAGUAGCCUACGCUUACAAGCACAAUUGCACUAAUCCCAAGUAUCCGCAUGUCUUUACCAAAGUACACUCCUUCCUUCCUUGGAUUGAGAAAGUGAUGCAGGGGAAAACUACAGCAUGAGCCCGCUGUGUAUUCAGUCAAAUAUUGUUACUUGUUAUAUGGUUACUAGAUGGCAUGUUGACAUAACAGCUCUUAGUUCUUAGAAAAGAUGCCCAGCAGGUCAGAGAGCAUCCAUAGCUUGUUUUUUUGUAUAAUCUAUAGUUUGUAUAAUCUAUAGUCAAUCUUGCAAAAACAUAACAGGGCAUGUCUUGAUUGCGCUUUGCUUAUAUGAUUUGUCACUUUCUUACACUUGUUGAAAAUUGGAUUUUUCGAUCUGGCAUGAUUUUAAAUCAUUAAAAUAAAUAUGCAUUAUAAAGACAA